AUGUUUGCAUCACAAAUAAAUGGUGAUGCCAUCUGUACUGGCGCAAAAAUUAUUUCAAGGGAAUACGCGUCCGUCUGUUUGUAUAUGCCUUCCUUUAGAUCUGCUUACGUUUACGCCAGACUGACAGCCAAACAUAACCAAAAGCCUAGAAAAACACUCCUGUUCUUGUUCUUGUGUGAAAAAUAUGCUGCUAAUUGCCAUUAUGGUCCAGCGAACGAGUUCGUUAAAAUACACGAGUAUUUUGGUGGACUCUUUCACUCGGAUUUUGAGUACGAGGCCGAGGGUUUCAGGGCAUUGCGCUCAACUUCUUUUUUUGACGAGAAGCUAGUCGUCCUUCAUUUUGGUGUGCUAAUCCACCGGGUGUCGUAUUUUGAAGCACAAGAACAAGAUGUGGAGCACCGAUGGACAUAA
This is a messenger RNA of Phycomyces blakesleeanus NRRL 1555(-), 411 nucleotides long. RefSeq lists its product as hypothetical. The transcript is spliced from 5 exons. NCBI's taxonomy places the organism in Eukaryota, Fungi, Mucoromycota, Mucoromycetes, Mucorales, Phycomycetaceae. The coding region runs from base 1 to 411 and encodes 136 amino acids. The record is from RefSeq and is a predicted model, not a curated record.